AUGGAAACAACGAAACAUGAAACGAUGAUAAUAAAUUCGAAUCAUUCUUAUCUUUACUAUGAUCCAAGUUCAGUUUCAAAUUUUAAUCGGUUUCGUGUGAAUCAUACACAUUUUGAUUUCAAUGUCAAUUUUGAUUCUUGCAUUUUAAAUGGUUAUGUUCAGCUGGAUGUUGUUCGUCUUGAUCCAGAACAAUGUGAAUAUUCAUCUACUAUAAAAAACAGCGAAAGCAAUGAAAUACCCCAUAAUCUUGAUGGGAAACUUAUUCUUGAUGCUCGUCAAUUAAAUGUAGAAAAAGUCGUACAUGAAACAACAUUACUUCCAUUUAAAAUCAAUACUGAAUAUAAUUCAUUAAUUAUUGAUAUAGAACAAAUUCCAAAGGAUAUUAUUUCUAUUUCUAUUCUUAUUUAUUAUUCAACAUUAUCUGAUCAAUCAAAAGCAUUGCAAUGGAUGACAAAAGAACAAACAGCUGAUCGACAAUAUCCAUUCAUGUACAGUCAGUGUCAGGCAAUUCAUGCACGAUCAUUAUAUCCUUGUCAAGAUACACCAGGUGUAAAAAGUACAUAUACAGCUAAGAUUACUUGUCCGAAUCCAUUAAUAACGUUAAUGAGUGCAAUUCAAAGUAAACAUGAUGUAGAUACGAAUACAUUUUAUUUUGAACAAAUAGUUGCUGUUCCAUCUUAUCUGAUUGCAAUUGCUGUUGGUCAUUUAGUUUCGUAUGAUUUAAGUGAUCGUAUACGAGUAUGGAGUGAACCAAGUUAUCGUGAACGAUGUAAAUAUGAAUUUGAAGAGACUGAACAUGUUUUGUCUGCUGCUGAACAACUUCUUGGUGAAUAUCAAUGGAAACGAUAUGAUUUUCUUGUUCUACCACCGUCAUUUCCAUAUACUGGCAUGGAAAAUCCAUGCAUGAAUUUUAUUUCACCAGCGACGUUAGUCGGUGAUCGAUCAUUGACAAGUGUAAUUGUACAUGAAUUAACUCAUUCAUGGACUGGUAAUUUGGUGACAAACGAAAAUUGGGAACAUUUUUGGUUAAAUGAAGGUUUUACGUCAUUUAUUGAAGCUAAAUUAGUAGGAAUUUUAGCUAAAGAUAAUGGAGAAGCUCGGCGUUUUCACUCUGCUCAACGAUGGGAAGGGUUAGAAUCAGAUAUAAUCGAUUUUGGCUCAACUAAUCCAUAUACAUGUCUAGUUUAUCGUCUGAAUAAUGUCGAUCCUGAUGAUGCUUCUAAUACUACACAAUAUUAUAAAGGUGCAGAACUUCUCUGGUUUCUGGAACAUGAUAUUAUUUGCUCAGAAAUUGAUUUUGAUCAAUUUCUUCGUUCAUAUAUUAAAAAAUUUAGUCAUCGAGUUCUGAAUACAGAUGAUUUUAUUCAAUAUUUCGAAUCAUAUUUUCCCCAGGUAAGUAAAGUAGACUGGAAUAUAUGGUUAUACACACCUGGAAUGCCUCCAAUUCAUAUUGAUUUUUCAACUGAACUCGAACGACAAUGUCGUCAAUUAGCUAAUCAACCUUCAUUGAUUUCUAAUGAUCAAAUGAAGUUACUCAAUGCUAAUCAGAUUGCUUAUCUAUUCAAUCUACUUCUCAAUCAAAAACCAUCGACAAUCACUUAUGAUAUAAUCAAACAAAUUGAUGAAAAUUGUCAGAUGAAUAAAUAUUCUAAUGGUGAUAUAUGUUAUCAAUGGUAUCAAUUGUGUAUUCGAGUGAAAUAUUGUGAGUCUCGACUUCGGGGAUGCGAACAAAUCGUCGUAAUACCCACAACAAAAAUGGAAAUAUCACCUAUCACCUACCGUAUAUCGAUGUGA
Molecule: messenger RNA, 1794 nt
Organism: Adineta ricciae
Lineage: Eukaryota; Metazoa; Rotifera; Eurotatoria; Adinetida; Adinetidae
Source: the annotation of a GenBank genome assembly